AUGAGUGUUGGUUGGAUAAAACAAGCCAAGUUGAGGCCUCAGUCUAGGCUGGACAACAACUGGCUGAAAACAGAUAUUCAGGCAUGUUUCAACAAAGAUGGCCUCAGCCGUCUAUGGAACCAGCUAGUCAAGGAUGGCGAGUUGGCGGUUGAAGACACCACUAUCUACAACAGCGCUGGAGCUUUAGCCAAGAAGGGCGAUACCGGCAAGUUCUACUGUGGCAUGAAGGUGCUGUCAUGUGCUUGUUGUGAUGGUCACUGCGGGCCCACCAAUGGCUGCAACUGCCCAGGCUGCCAGCAGUUGGACAAGGAGGAGGAAGCCCUAGCCUUCGAGCAGCGGGCACAGCCUCCUGCCUCCCAGCCCAUGUUGGAAAGCUGGACAUGGGGACAACAGCCAGAUGUAACCAAACUCCAGCACUGCCUCAACUCCCUCCUGCAUGAACACCAGCAGCUGAGCCUGGAUGUCUUCAGCAGCUCACUAUCCAUGACACGGCUCCAACAACGUAUUGCCGUCCUGGAGCGGUACUUCACUGCUCUCUGCCGGCAGAUCCAGGCUGAGAGGAGAGCACCUUCCAGAAAACGGCAGGCGAACCAAAGCAACUUGAACAAACAGAAGAGCACCAUGGUUAAGCCGGUAGAGAAGGCUACUGUGGGAUUGGCCAGGGUUGGAUCCAGAGCUGCCUUGAGUUUCGCCUUUGCCUUUUUGAGGAGAGCCUGGAGAUCUGGGGAGGAUUCAGAUCUCUGCGGGGAGCUACUUCAGGAGUCCCUUGAUGCCCUGCGGUCACUCCCAGAGGCCACCUUGUUUGAGGAAGGGGCAGUGUCCUCACUGUGGUUAGAGGUGGUGGAGAGAGCUACAAAGUUCCUGCAUUUUGUAGUCGCCGGUGAUCUGAAUGGUGGCGCAGGUGGUGGGCAUGGAGCCUCCUCCAAAAUCCCAGUCCAAGACCAGCAGAUAGCCUUGUGCCUGAUCCUGGAGCUGGCUGUACAGAAGGGGGCACUGAGCAGUGUGCUGCAGGCAGUGCUGCUGCUGCUCAAUCUCUGGAACAACAGCCACCAUGACUACGACAACCGGGUCAGCAGCAGCCUUGUCUCGGCACCCCUGAUCCCUUUGUUGAAGAGGUUUGAAGGCAUCCAGAAUUCAAAAUCUAAAGUUGCUCACAGCAUGAAAUGGGAUGAGCAUGUGGUUAGUCCUACAGAAUGCUUCCUUCAACAUUUGACCUACCCAGAAGAUGAAGAGGCCGCUGUGGACCUCCGCCAGAGCGCUGUCUUCAUCAUGUCUCACCUGGACAGACUUGCUGCUCCAUACCUGCCUGUUAGCUCAGCCCAAAAGUCUCAGUGUCAGGCAGUCACCCAGGAGAUUGUCGGCAUGGGAUGGCUGUCCUGGGCCAACAGCAGCAGCAGUGGCAGUGGGCCUCAUGUGCUAGAGGUCUUCAAUGACCUUGGUGGAGUCCAGCAGAUUGUCUGUGCUGAAAGAUGCCUCCUGGCUCUGACUCGAACUGGCCGAGUUUAUGUCAUGUACUACAGCUCAGAUACCCAGUCACCUCAGUUGGUGAAUGGCUUCGGUGAGAAGGAAAUAGUUAGACUGGCAGCCCAUGCUGAUGGCAAACAUUAUCUGGCACUGACGAGUGAAGGAGAUGUGUACUCAUGGGGGAAUGGAGACGGAGGCCGACUGGGGCAUGGAGACAGCAUCUCACGAGAUGAGCCCACCCUCAUCACAGCCCUCUCAGGAAAGCACAUCAUUCAGAUUUGUGCCGGAAGCACCUACAGUGCGGCCAUCUCAGCCAGCGGGGAGCUGUACACCUGGGGGCGAGGCAACUAUGGGCGGCUGGGGCAUGGCUCCAGCGAGGAUCAGUGCUACCCCAGCCUGGUGUCAGCCCUGAAAGGUCACAGGAUUGUUGAUGUGGCUUGUGGCAGCGGGGACGCUCAGACUUUAGCAGUAACAGAUACAGGAGCUGUUUAUUCCUGGGGAGAUGGAGACUAUGGGAAACUUGGCCGAGGGGGAAGUGAUGGAUGCAAAGUUCCCAAGCUGAUAGAGAAACUGAUGGGCCAGGAUGUAGUGAAGGUUUUCUGUGGAGCUCAAUUUAGCCUGGCCCUCACAAAAUCUGGCACUGUCUUCUCCUGGGGCAAGGGGGAUAACUUUCGACUGGGCCAUGGCUGCGAGGAGCACAUUCGCCACCCCAAACAGAUGGAAGGCUUGAGUGGCAAGAAAGUGCGCAGCCUGGCUAUCGGAUCCAUGCAUUGUUUGGCUGUGCUGGAGGAGGGUGAGGUCUACUGUUGGGGCAAGAAUGACCAGGGUCAGCUCGGGGAUGAGAGCCAUGCCAACAUUACAGAGCCUAUCAUGGUUCCAGGCCUGGAGGGGAAGCACAUCGUUGGUGCAGCAUGCGGGCCAUCACAGAGCUUCUUUUGGUCAUCCAGUGACCAAUGGAGCGUGGGUUCUAGAAGCCCUUUUAUCAUCGACAUCAACAAGACCACCUUUGAACAUAUUGAUGAACUUCUGUGUGAAGUCUACGAGGGCAUGGAUGGCCGAAGUGACUGGCCGCCCUCCCAAGACAAGGAGUGUAUUGCUGUGUCAUGUCUCAACUUGCUAAAUUUGCAGCUGCAUGCAGCCAUUUGCCAGUCAGAGGAUGCAGAGCACCUAGGCCUGCAGCAAGGGAGUGCACUCUUGGAGAGUCUGAAGCAGAGAGUGGUUGCCCUUGCUAGCAACAGUGGAGUCAUCAGCACUGUCCAGAGGGCAGCACAGGCCACGCUGCAGAGUGGCUGGUCCAUCCUGCUGCCCACACCUGAAGAGAGAGCCAGAGCUUUGUCUUCUUUGUUGUCUUCUGGAGGACGGGACAUGGCUGUGAUGUCCACUGGUCAGAGGUUCAUGACAGAUCUUCUGGUCAGCUCUCUCAUGGCAGAUGGAGGCCUGGAGACAGCUCUGCACCUGGCCAUCAAAGCUGAGGUCAAAGGGUUGGAUGAUUCAAAGGAAAAAGAGUGUGAUCUCAAGAUGAAAGAGGAUAGUGGGGAUGGAGAGAAAGAUAAAAUAGGGGAAGCAACUAGUGAUGUCAAGAGUGAAGUCCCCUUGCUAGAUGUCCAUCUUGUGGAUAGUUCUGACGAUGGAGAGACGGCCAUUCCACUGCUACAGCUUAUCCACCAGCUGUUCAGAAAUUCAGCAUCUCACACCCUGUCCAAACUGCAAGAAGAAGCCAGAUGUGGGGGCUUGAAGUCCCCAGAAAGUGAGAGCCCGGAGAAUUCACCAUCCUUAGACCUGCUGCUGCAGUUCCAGAGACUGCUCAUAUCUAAGAUCUUCCAGUGCAAGGUUGUCACUGACAGCCAUAGUCCCAGUCCCACAGGGGCAGAUGGGAAAUCUAGUGUAAAGGAAGGGACUUCUGGAGAAAUUGGCUGUGAAAUGUUGGGAGCUGCCUCCCUGCUGCGCAAAUACUGUAGCCUGCUGGUCAGUCAUGUGUCAAAUGUCCUGUCCACUGCCACGACUAUUGGGGAGAAGUGUGCCAGGAGUUUUGCAAAUGUAACUGCCAUCAUCAGUAAAGAUGUCACAGGUGUUCUGCUGCCAGAGAUGGUGACAUGCCUAGUGUUGCUGCAGCUAAGGUGUCCCCAGAUUGUCCAGGUGUCUCGCACCAGUCAGCUCUUGUCUCAGCUUCUGGAUGACCUGGAUUAUUUCAACCGCCUGGCUCCAGGCACAGAGAAGGAAGACUCAGAGGACCUGGCCUGGCCUGGUGUUUGGAGUUACAGCCUGGAGAAGUACAGCACCCGCUCCACAGAUGAUGCUCAGAUGAUUCGCAAGGCUGAUCUAGAGAACCACAACAAGGAUGGAGGUUUGUGGAUCGUGGUCCAUGGUAAGGUGUACGACGUGCACGACUUCAAGAGUCAGGCUCCCUGUGGAGCAGAGACAUUGCAAGAGUGGGCAGGUCGUGAUGCUUCUGUUGCCUUUGAGACGGCCCAUCAUUCCGAGGAAGCCAGGGAGAUGAUGAACUGUUUCUAUGUGGGAAAGUACAUUGAUCCUGAGAAGGAUGUGGUGCAGUCACCAGGAAGUGGGUCAAUGUCAUCUCCACUGAUUGACACUGAGAGGACUCUGGCCGUGUUGCUUGGUCUAAAUGCAGCACAGCAGGUCCGCAGUACCCCCCUGUCGCUGGAUGAGCUGGAGAGCAAGCAGUGGCUGCAGGCAGAGUUCUUUAGUGGUGGACUACAGCUGCUCAACCAGGCUGGCUAUGAUGAGGAGAAAGGGGAGAGCCGGAGUACCUCCAGCUCAUGCAACACUCCAGGUGCAACGCCGACCUCGGAGCAUUGUAAUGUCUCCCAGAAUGCCGUCGACAAGGAGAGGCGCUACCAGGCAGAGCAGGCCAGCACUGACAUGGCCAGGUCCUUUCUGCAUGCUCUGGCAGAGUCCCGUUUGCAAGACCUCACUGUAAAGAUGUUUCUGGCAAUGGUGGACAAGUACUGUAGAACCCAUCACCUCCUGUUUCCAUUUGACUUUCCUUCGGACCACCCAGUGGAAGAGGUUGGCAGGCUAUUGAUGGCUGUGCUGCUCAAGCACUGUGACCUUGGCUACGUAGUGCUGUCUAUGAUAGAACACGGCCAAGGGGAGCACGGCCCCAAGAACAUGCCCAAGUCUGUGGCAGAGUUGUGCAGGGUCAUCUGUCAGGCCAAGCGGUCACUCAUCAAG
Molecule: messenger RNA, 4656 nt
Organism: Candidula unifasciata
Lineage: Eukaryota; Metazoa; Mollusca; Gastropoda; Stylommatophora; Geomitridae
Source: the annotation of a GenBank genome assembly